This is a messenger RNA of Sinocyclocheilus grahami, 515 nucleotides long. Its product is annotated as EF-hand calcium-binding domain-containing protein 4A-like. The annotation marks the transcript as partial. The transcript is spliced from 3 exons. The record is from RefSeq and is a predicted model, not a curated record. NCBI's taxonomy places the organism in Eukaryota, Metazoa, Chordata, Actinopteri, Cypriniformes, Cyprinidae. Gene Ontology annotation, cellular component: trans-Golgi network membrane. Gene Ontology annotation, molecular function: calcium ion binding.
AGGAGAGGCAUCCAAACAAUUGAGGACAAAGCGAGGAUUUCUUAUAAGAGUUACGGUAUUUUGAGGCUCGUGCUUCUCUGCUGCCCCCUGCUGGAGGAACUCUGGCAUAACGAGACACCUGCCGGUCACAGGUGACACGCGACACACACCUGAGCAACAUCGCACCACAGUAAUGUCCAGCUGGUUGAAGGACGGGGUGGUGUUGGAGGGGACGGGCAGUGGUCAGAUGUCGCCCCGCUCCAGACUGCGGAGCCCCUUGCCGAGUCGGACAGCGAGGUUACAUUCGUCCAAUGAUGCGACCUCUCCUGACUCAGACAGACAGGACAGAAUGAGCAAAGCUAAAGAGCUCUUUGAGCUGUGUGAUAAAGAGGGGAAAGGAUUCAUCACGAAGAGAGACAUGCAGCGGCUUCAGCAAGAGCUUCCUCUGUCUCCUGAGCAGCUGGAAUCAGUGUUUGAGAGUUUGGACAGAGACAGAAAUGAAUACCUCACACCCCUCGAGUUCCACACGGGCCUAG